Messenger RNA from Cylicocyclus nassatus, 819 nucleotides. NCBI's taxonomy places the organism in Eukaryota, Metazoa, Nematoda, Chromadorea, Rhabditida, Strongylidae. The record is from the annotation of a GenBank genome assembly.
AUGUCUGCGACCAACGUUCCCGAGGAAAAGAUACAGAGUGCGGGGCUAGUGGCGGCGGUGACAGGGGCUAACAGCGGAGUUGGCUAUGAGAUAACCAAAGGACUGAACUUAGAGAAGGUUAAGAAAGGAUGCGACCCAAAUCUGCUUAUCAUUAUGAAAUGUGAUCUCUCAGAUUUCAACAGCGUCCGUACAUGCGCCAAGGAACUGUUAAUGAAAGAGGACAAGAUCGACAUUCUCAUCAACAACGCUUCUGUGAUGUUCCUCCCUAACUACGAAAAGACUGUUGAUGGACAUGAAAUGACUUGGCAGUGCAAUUACCUUGGUAUGAAACAAGCUACUUUUCUCAGGCAAGGGCCUUUUCUCCUCACCCAGUUACUUCUGCCAGCUCUGGCAAAAGCUCAUUCAUCAAGGAUCAUAUUCGUUGCCUCUAUCAUGCACAUGCUGAGCGAUCCUCUCAAUCUUGCAACUAUCGAUGACGAACAGAGUUUCGGACGCAUCGAACCAUACAAUCGGAGCAAAUUGGCUAUUGUAAUGUGCGUACGUGAGUUGAGCAGACGACUACAGCAGAAAGGGCUGGGUCACAUCACUGUGAACUCUCUUCAUCCCGGAGUAGUGAACAGCAAUGCAUAUCGCAAUACAAUCCUAUUUUCUCCACUCAUAAAACAUAUCCUAUCCAUUCAGGUGGUUUUUCUUCAAAACUCCUUGGAGUGGUGCACGAACACCACUGUAUCUGGCUUUGAGCAAGGAAGUAGAAGGAAUGAGCGGAAAUUACUAUUCGGAUUGCCAGGUGGCCAGGGAAAACAGAUAUGCGCUGGAUGA